This is a messenger RNA of Thlaspi arvense, 1896 nucleotides long. Lineage: Eukaryota; Viridiplantae; Streptophyta; Magnoliopsida; Brassicales; Brassicaceae. The record is from the annotation of a GenBank genome assembly.
AUGAGGAGCGUGAGAGGACUGAUUCGAAGAGCACCCUCCUCCUCGCGGCGAUUGUACGCGCAUGACCCUACAGCAAUCUCACACUCUGAGCAAGUCGAGAAAGAAGGAGACGAGGGACGAGGUUUCACUGUCGGGGAUUUGUUAGAGACCAUUACAGAAGCCGAAGAGGAGUUGCUGAGAAGGCUCUCUGGUUCCUUGGUGAAAGCCUUUGCUACUCUGAGAAUGUUCGACGAAGCCAUCGACACUUAUUACUCCCUGCCAUGUACUCCCGAUGUAAAGGCACUAAAUUUCCUGAUGAGUCGCAUGAUUGCUUCCGGAGAAAACGAGAUGGCCGUCUCUGUUUUCCGCCAGUUUCGGUUGGAUUUGGACGAGGACACUCACGCGCUUUUGGUCCUGGCGUAUCGCAAAGUUGUCCGUGGUCUGUGCAACGAGAUGAAGGUGGACGCUGCUGAAAGACUUGUUCUUGAGAUGGAGAAACACGGGAUCGGUCAUGAUGUCUGUGUCUACUCGGCGAUAAUCCAAGGGCAUCGCAAGGGCAUGAACUUCCAUCAGGCUCUGCGUUUUUUCUCUGAGAAAGUGGCGCCGAAGAGAGGACAAACAAACUGUGUGAUUGCAAGCUCGAUCCUCCAGUGCUUUGUUGAGAUGGAGAUGUUCUCGGAAGCUUAUCAUCUGUUUAUAGAGUUUAGAGAGAAGGAGGUUUCUCUUGAUGAGGUUUGCUACAACGUCGCGUUUGAUGCUUUGGUGAAGCUUGGCAAAGUAGAAGAAGCGAUCAAGCUGUUCCGAGAGAUGACGACUCGUGAAGGUAUAGCUCCUGACGUGGUCAACUACACGACCUUGAUAGGCGGUUGCUGUCUACACGGCAAAAUCGAGGAAGCCCAUGAUCUGAUGGCUGAGAUGGAAGGAAGAUGUAAAACGCCUGACACUGUUAUAUACAACGUACUCGCCGGUGGGUUAGCUAGGAACCGUCGUGUGCAAGAGGCACUCGGGACGCUAAAAGCAAUGGAAGCUCGAGGCGUGAAGCCCACUUCCGUUACACACAACGUUGUCAUCGAAGGCCUGUUUGCUGCAGGUGAAACAGAGGAGGCGGAGGAUUUCUACAAGCGUUUGGGACAUGAGGAGAAUGAGUUGAGCAUGAUAAAAGGUUACUGCGAAGCUGGUCUUGUUGAUGAGGCCUUUGAACGAUUCACUAGAGCGGGCUUUCCUCUGACCAAGAAUGUGUAUUUCACACUCUUCUCUAGUCUUUGCGCCGCCGAUAAAGAUGGCGUCGGCAAAGCUGAGUACUUGCUGUAUAGAAUGCCGGAACUCGUUGGAGUUGAACCUGGCAAGUGCAUGUUUGGGAAAUUGAUCAACGCUUGGUGUAGAGUUGGGGAGGUGAGAAACGCCAGCAAGUGUUUCAAAGCUUUGGAGUCUAGUAAAGGGAUAAUCCCUGAUUUGUACACUUACACAAGCAUGAUCGACGCGCAUUGCCGGGAAGGCGAGCUCGAUGAAGCGUAUGCUCUUUUCCAAGAUAUGAAGCAGAGAAGAAUCGUGCCUGAUGUGGUGACGUACACAGUUUUGCUCCAUGGGAAUCCAGAGUGGGAUAUGAAGAGGGAGAUGAAUGCUCUCGGCGUCAAACGAGACCUUCACUACUACACGGUUAUGAUGGAUGAGCAGUGCAAGAAUGGGGAACUUGAAGACGCGGAGAGGAUCUUUGGUGAAAUGAUCGAAAGUGGGAUUGAGCCUGACGCUGCGCCUUACACAUCACUAAUAGCUCGUUGUUGUAGGGAUGGAUCCUUCGGUGUGGCCGACAUACUUGUGCAAGAGAUGUUGGCAAAGGGGAUUGAGCCAAGUCAAGAUAUUAUCAAUUUACUCGAGAAUACUAGAUCAAAGGCCAGGGGGCUUCGACGUCCCAAAUGA